AUGGCGACGUGGAUUCUGCCCCACGGCCCAGCGCUGGCCUCGUGCCCCGGCCCAGCGCUCUGCCCGCCCCCGGGCGCCUUGGAGCUGGGGUUCUCGCGGGCGCACAUGGCCCUCCCGGGGCCGCACCCGGGGGGCCACCACUGGCGCGACGGGCCGCUGGGGCCGGUGCCGCUGGGGCACGGCCCGCCCCCGCCGCCGCCGCCGGGGGCCGACGACUCGGCGUGCGGCGGCGGCUCCAACACGCCCGGCAGCCAGGGCGGGCUGUCGCAGUCGGGCGACGUCAAGAACGGCCAGAACAUCGAGUGCGUGGUGUGCGGCGACAAGAGCUCGGGCAAGCACUACGGCCAGUUCACGUGCGAGGGUUGUAAGAGCUUCUUCAAGCGCAGCGUGAGGCGCAACCUGACCUACUCGUGCCGCGGCAACAGAAACUGCCCCAUCGACCAACACCACAGGAACCAGUGCCAGUAUUGCCGCCUCAAGAAGUGCCUCAAGAUGGGCAUGCGGAGAGAGGGCCUCCGCCCGACCGAGGCGUGUGUUGCAGCCGUCCAGCGAGGCCGGGUGCCGCCCUCCCAGCCGCCGGGACUGCCCGGCCAGUUCGCGCUCACCAACGGCGACGCCGCGUCCACGAUGGCGGCCGCCGUGGGGCUGAACGGCCACUCGUACCUCGGCAGCUACAUCUCGCUGCUGCUGCGCGCCGAGCCCUACCCCACGUCGCGCUACGGCCAGUGCAUGCAGCCCAACAACAUCAUGGGCAUCGACAACAUCUGCGAGCUGGCCGCGCGCCUGCUCUUCUCGGCCGUCGAGUGGGCGCGCAACAUCCCCUUCUUCCCCGACCUGCAGGUCACCGACCAGGUGGCGCUGCUGCGGCUCGUGUGGAGCGAGCUGUUCGUGCUGAACGCGUCGCAGUGCUCGAUGCCGCUGCACGUGGCGCCCCUGCUGGCGGCGGCGGGACUCCACGCCUCGCCCAUGGCGGCGGACCGCGUCGUCGCCUUCAUGGACCACAUCCGCAUCUUCCAGGAGCAGGUGGAGAAGCUGAAGGCGCUGCACGUGGACAGCGCCGAGUACAGCUGCCUCAAGGCCAUCGUGCUCUUCACCACCGACGCGUGCGGGCUGUCGGACGUGGCGCACAUCGAGAACCUGCAGGAGAAGUCGCAGUGCGCGCUCGAAGAGUACUGCAGGACGCAGUACCCCAACCAGCCCACGCGCUUCGGCAAGCUGCUGCUGCGGCUGCCCUCGCUGCGCACCGUCAGCUCGCAGGUGAUCGAGCAGCUGUUCUUCGUGCGGCUGGUCGGCAAGACGCCCAUCGAGACGCUGAUCCGCGACAUGCUUCUGAGCGGGAGCAGUUUCAGCUGGCCCUACAUGUCCUCCAUGUGACACAGCGUGUGGAGGCAGCUCGCUUCCGCCUGAACAGCCGUCGUCGUCGUCGUGUGAGCAGGACGGACACGGAGCCCGCGGAGAUCCGCGCGCGCGGUCGACCUCACCAAAAGCUCCCUGGUGCUCCCCGGGUGUCGAGGUAGUGCCACGUACCCGCGACGGGAGUUGACUUCGUUCGGUACCUGAUCGGCAUUCCUUCCGUCGGAACGCCCUGCGCUCCAACCGCGGUUACAAACUAUCAUUUUUUUUUUUCUCUCUCUCUCUCUCUUAAAUUACGUACUUACGAUAGGUAGAGACCCGGAAAUAAUUCGCGGGUUCAUUUCGCGAUAGGCUGAAAUUCUGCUGGUUCUGCUAUUUGGCUCGCGGUUUAACUGGAGCUCUCUGGGCCAGUGAGAGACUAUCGACCAAUGAAGCGUCGAAUCACAAGCUACCCAGUGGAGACGACUCACAAUUUAGUACCCAAUGAACACGCGUGUUUACUUGAGAAGUGCAGAGGAGGCUACCCUAGAGGUCAUUGAAUCCGCGAAUUUUUCCGGUCCCUAACGAUAGGGUAUUAUUUAGGACGCAUGGCGAGCGGGCCCAUGUCAGUUUGAGCCACGACGAAGAAAUGUAGCAAGUUAGUGUUGGACGUCAGCGAUAACACCUGCAUAACUUGUUCAGUUCGUAGUCAGGGAAAAAACGUUUAUUAGCCAAAAAAUUUUCUUUGGAAACAAAAAAAAAAGUGUGUAAGCACGGUGCCCCUAUAGAUCUCUUGAAUAACAAAAAUAUAAUGUUAUCCUUCUAGGAACUUAAUUAUUUAUCUGUGAAGGGCACAAGUAAUGAUUUGGAGUGAAUCCCUCAUAUUAUUGUUACUGUUGUGCACAACGUGAGCUACUCAUCGGCAAUACUAUGUUUGUUUGUGCAGACAGCCAUCGCAAAUAACUAUUUUUAUAUGAAUUAAUUCCUGAUGAGUGUUGAUGCGGAUACAGACAGAAUCGCUAACGGUGAGCCUGUUUCUUAGCUGAUAGAAAUCAAGACCCAAAAUAAAGAUUUUUAACGUGCCGAAGAUUUUUUUUCCUCUCUUUCCUGCAAAUUUUCUAUCGAGAACUGCAAUUUUUUUUUUCAUCAUUAAGUGCACACGCCAUGGCCAGAAAUUUUGGUGAGGUCGAAGUGCUAGCAUCUCUUAUCGGCGUCAAACACUUCCAAAUUAAAGGAAAGGUACUCUACAGACGUGUGGCGAUACUGUGAAACUUUAUAUCUUCGAUAAUCCCGUCGUCCGCUGGAUUACUGCAAAGCAAAAUUUGAACGAACUUGAUCGACAGACAAGAACCUUAAACAGUGCCAUUAUCAUUAAAGGGUAAGCCGCAUAACUGGAUGUAGUGAAUCAUGAACAAUUUAUAUGUUAAAGGUCUGUUUGCGCAACAUGGCUUGUUCACAUGCAUAUGUCAGAUCCAAAUAAUAUAUAUAAUUUUUUUGCAAAAAAGAUUGAAAUGUGAUAUAUCCCGGUAAACGGUGACUAUACUUAAUAAUCCACUUAGUUUUAAUAUGUAAACAAAACAACACUUUUGUAAAGUUUAUGAAGCGUGUACAUAGUGUUUGUAAUAUUAUCAACAGAGUAAAUAAAAGCGGUUUGUUCUUAAAAACGAAAAUUGUAAAAAAAUACAAAAAACAGGUAAGUGUUGAUCUAUUGUGAAAGUGGUACUUAUCAUACAAGUGAAAUAACGGUUAGUUACUUUGGGAGACCUUGUCCUCUCUUCAAGAAACUAUCAGGCGAAACACACACAAGUUUAUCUAUUGUAGAAGUUAUCCAUGUUCAUUUAUUAUUUUACUGUCAUUCAGUGUGACUGUCAUUUCAGUAAAACAUACAUACAGGGAAGAAAAUUUACGAUAGUUAAUAUUAUUUUAUCUGGUUUUUAUCUAUGAUAUAUGUAUAUUGGCAAACGUCAAAACCUGUGACUCCCUCGCUGUGUUGUGGGUUUUUGUUAGUUGUGUUUGAUAUUAAUUUCGGUUAUAUUGGGAUGAGACAGUUUCAUUUUUUUUUUUUUAAUUUUUGUACAAUUAAAUCCUGGUGGUAAAACUAUAGCACAAAUUUAAAACAAAUUUAAUAAACUGUAAUAAAGUGCUUGUUAAAUUCUUAAAAGAAAUAGAUUGUGAAUUUUUUGUGUUCAAAUGCAACGAAAAAAAUUUAUUAACUGAUGACGGUAACCCAAUUUCACUUCGGCAUCACCGUUGAUGAGGCACACAAAAUGAAGCUAAUGCACUUACCUCGAUGCUAAUUAAAAAAGUGAAUAGAUACAACUUAAUACAUACAGUGCAGUCCAGGUAAUCUUGACACUUUAAUAUUCUUUCUAAAUGUAUUUCAGUCAAGGAUGCAUUAAAACCUGAAACUUGUUGUCCUAUUGUGUUGAAUUCUGUGCAGUUUAUUUUUUUUUUGUGUGGGAACGGCUGCAGUAGCGGAUUAAAAAAAAACUCAGAUGAGCUGGAAUGCACUAUGUAUAGAAAAUAAUAUUGUUGUUUUGCAAAAUUCAUUAAGUGGUACGCUCUGAAGCAGACUUAGGCUGGCUGGCACAGUCGUGACUUAGGGGAAGUAAGCAUUUCUUAAUUUGAUUAACCUGCAAAGUUUUUGCUUGGAUAUAAUUUACUUGAAUUUGAAAGCUGUUAUUAGUGACUUGGAUCAGAUAAAUACACACAAAUGCACGUUUAGGUAAGACGGUAAAAGAGCUUAUCGGUGUUAUUCAUCAAAUAAUUGGGAUGCCCUUUCAAAAAAUGGUUUUAAAGUAACUUUUACACCCAGCACAUUCAUAAAAACACAGUUGCUUUGUAGCUAUUAGCCUAUGCAUGUUUCGGUUGAAAGAGGGCAAAAUAAAGCGAGCGGGAAAACUUGAAGAACUUACGGCUCCACAGAAAUGUAAAUCUUCGUGGGAUUUUUUUUUUUAAAUCUUAGAAACAUACAAAUUACAAAACAGUGAUCUUCUACAGACAAGCUAAAGAAUGUAACUAUCGAAUAUUGAAUGAGGUAACAGAAAGUAAAAUUUUCUCUCAGAAAUAAUGAACUGCCAGAUAUUGUGUUUUAUUUAUGAUAAAAAAAAGAACAAAACAUUUUUUUCUUCAAUCACGAGAAGUUUAUUGCACGUAAAUUAGGAAAACUGACAUAAGCCUUGAAAAUAAAUUUAAAAUAAAUUCAAUCAUGCCAAAACUUGCUUGUAAAAUAUUUUGAAACAGCAUUCGUAGAAGUUUAUUUUUUAUUAAAUAAUAUAACAAGUUUUUCGUUCUAAAGAAUUUUUUUUUAUGAGAAAAUGUAAGCUUACAGAACUUGAAGCCUGUGUAAACCCGAGUAUUUUCCUAUAAAAUGGAUCUUAUGUAUAGAACUUUUGCCCACAGUAAAAAAACUUAAAGUAGCUUAUCUAUAGAACGUGUGUCCACAGUAAUACUACGUUUACAAAAAUAAUUUUUGGAAAGUAUUUUUUUAAAAAGUUACCUUACUAAUGUUUUUUGUAGUUGAAAAAACAAGUUUUCAACGACAGGCAAGUUUCACACUGGCAUAGGCUUCAAACUUACAAAUUGGCUUAUUAUUAAAAUUCUAAAAUUUUUGGCAUGUGUAAUAACAAAAAGUGAGCCAUUGUUUGAAUAUUUUAAGUAAAUGUUUUACGCCACGUCUUGAUGGACUUUUUAUAGUGUUACAGUUAAUAAUAAAAUACCCUCCAGAUUUAUACAAAAAAACACGAAACACGUCUGCAAACUUAUUUGCGACUUGUAAAUUAUUUGUUUUGUUGCAGUAAAAUUCAAGUUUAUGUUUGGAAAAAAUAUAUAUAUUAUAGGGGUGUAGGCUAUGAAAGACAAGGCCGAAUGCACUGCACAAGUAUAUUUAAAUCUGAAUUAACAAAUUUGCAAUUUAAUCGGUAGUGUUGUCAAGAUGAAGAGAUUUGAAGAAGUUACAUCGAAAAAGAGCUACCUUCUUUCACACUUAUAUUCAGAAACACACAAAAAAUAAAAUACAGGUUUAGUUUGGUUUGGAAAAUAUUAUUUUAGUUCAUAACAAUGUUUAAAUUGUUAACUACGUUUAAAUUGUUGUAAACAUUUAGAUGAUUUUUGUUUUCGACUGAAACGUCAUAAAUGAAAAUACUACUGACCUAAAUUAGUGAUUCUGGCAAAUAAUACCGUAACUUGCAGGUAGUCUACCAGUGAUAUUUCAAUAGUUUGUUUCUAAAACACGAUAAAAAAAAAAGCAACCCAUUAACUUUAAUUUUAUACAGUCCGAAUGUAAGAGCUUUGUGAAGUAAACAAACUUAAGUCUGAUGUGUGCAAGUCUAGUUGUUUUGCCUUGCACGGGUGCUAGUAUAUGUGGGCUUUAUUCAUAUAUCGUUUCCCUGGCAAUAUCUGGCAUGGUUUGACUUUAGCAAUGCGACCGUGACAGGACAAAACAACGCCCAUAACCAGCAACCGGAAGAAAAAAAAAUGGUUUGGCGAUACCGUAGCUUUCAUAAUCACCCCGACUGUGCCAGAAGUCAUGACAGAAUGCGUACUAUCACGAGUAACUUCUUCCAAACAACGAUGUCGUUCUGUUUAUUUUUACAAAUGUUUCAGUUAAGUUUUCUUUGUGAUAUUCUCCUUUACGACCAAGUUUAAUCUUUUCCUUCUUCCAUCCAUUUUGAUAAAAAAAAAUUCACGUAAAUAUGUAUCUAUACAUAACUUUCUUGCAAAAAUAAUGACAUAAUAUUUCUUAACUCCGUCGCAAUGAAAAUGUAAUCAAUAUUUUUUUUUUAGUAAAACAGUCGGUGACAUUUAAUAAGCAGGUUCCUGUCACUGUUCACACAGAGUCUAUAAAUGCUGCUACAGAGUGUACCACGAUAUGUGUAACUUAUCAGCAGUGCCAACUAAACUGGUUUCUAAAACACGCUGUGAUGGCUCGUCAUUUGUCUUUGACACAACAGUGAAACCGACAAGGAAACUUAAGUUGCCAUAGUUUUAAAACACCCGUUGAAAGAGAGUAUGGUGUGGAAUGAAAGUUUUUUUUUGUUGUUUUGUACUACUCAUGAACGAAGUAUAAAAGACAUUGCUAGGUGAUACUCAGAUGAUACCUGUAGAUACUUUUAGAUCGAAAAAAAAGAGAACAAUAAAUGUUACUGUCAGUGUUUUCUUAAACUGUCUUUUAUUUCAUGAAGUCCAGAUAUCCUUAAUCGUUACUAGUUACAGACAUGGUUUUAAUUUUUGAAGUAAAC
Bacillus rossius redtenbacheri is the source of this 6572-nucleotide messenger RNA. RefSeq names its product nuclear receptor subfamily 2 group F member 1-A (gene svp). The transcript has 7 exons. Bases 1 to 1374 code for a protein of 457 amino acids. Gene Ontology annotation, biological process: cell differentiation; anatomical structure development; regulation of transcription by RNA polymerase II. The record is from RefSeq and is a predicted model, not a curated record. Lineage: Eukaryota; Metazoa; Arthropoda; Insecta; Phasmatodea; Bacillidae. Gene Ontology annotation, molecular function: nuclear receptor activity; RNA polymerase II cis-regulatory region sequence-specific DNA binding; zinc ion binding.